Messenger RNA from Orussus abietinus, 1469 nucleotides. RefSeq names its product F-box only protein 28 (gene pall). Gene Ontology annotation, biological process: protein polyubiquitination. The coding region runs from base 232 to 1332 and encodes 366 amino acids. Lineage: Eukaryota; Metazoa; Arthropoda; Insecta; Hymenoptera; Orussidae. The transcript has 3 exons. Gene Ontology annotation, molecular function: protein binding. The record is from RefSeq and is a predicted model, not a curated record.
UUAGAAAAGUAGGGGAGUCCAAAAGUUGCAGAGAUUGCUGCGUGAUUUGGUGGUGUUCGUGCAAAUCGUAUGAUAGUAUUGGGCUCUUGUUGUCAGUGUUUUACGAACGAUGCCACAGUUUUAACUUUUCUUCGAUAGUGUUUACCAUGCAUAGUUAACGCGUGGCACCAUCUGUAAAACACGAUACAUCGCGGUACAUCCUCGAUCAGGUUGGACGAUUCAAGAAAAACAAUGUUGCUACUAAUUAAUCUGCCAGAUGUGGUGUUGGAAACGAUCCUGUCUAACCUAUCAUAUGAUGAAAUUGCCAAAAACAGAAUUGUUUGUAAACAAUUCAAUCGAACAUGCCAAAAAUUGUUAAAUCGCGGUUUCAACCUCAUGGAAAAAUACCAUGCACAAUGUUUACGUGCCGUGAAGAGCCGUUUACCACGUCGAGAAUCAGAGAGAAGAUGCCAUCCACUGGCACGUCACUGCGAUAUAUUAACAGCGAUAGAAACUAGAAUUUCUAUGUUAUCCAUGACUUUUAUCAAAUAUGUUGGCUUAAACUUAUGUUGCUUCAUCCCAGGGAAGGUGAUCGACGAGAUUUUCCGGGUACUUCGUUUAAUUCAUGAUUCAAAGACCCCACCUAGAACCCACGAAAUCCUUCAAGAAUUAAGGGAUAUCAGCAGCAUGGCCAUGGAACAUUUUGAUGAGAAAAUUCUACCAGAUUUAAAGCAUAGUAUAUGCACAUCGGCAGUCAGUAAUGUUGGGUCUUAUGAAUUACCUAGUGGAAGUCAAAUGAUAACUCUUUAUACAAAUACUUCGAAUACUACUACUCUACCACUUAGUUUUAACACAGAAAAGUUGAACCAAACUUUUAAGAAAAUUUAUAGCCGUACAAAAAAAAAUAAAUUAUCCGUCCUAACAGUUAAAGGUCAAAUUAGUAAGCUAAAACUGCGAAUGAAAAGACAUGGUUUUCGAAUGCGUUUGCAAAGUUUGAAGCUUCAAGCUCAAGCAGAAAAAAUACAUGAACAGGAUGCACAAAUUGCCGAUAUGAGGCGUCAUUUGGAAGAAUGGGAGCAGAAAAUAGGCGACUUAACUGCUGAAUUAAGUCGCGCUAGGGAGGAAACUCAGAAACCAGAUCCUACGCUUGAUGGUCGGAAACGUAAACAUAUUGAUAUUAUUAGUCAGCGAGACACUGAAAUUCAAACUAAAGAACUUCAAGCGAAAAAACGAAAAUUGAUAGUCGAAAGGAAAUCAUCAAGUGAUGCAAAGGAAAUUAAGUUUAAACAAUUUUUGUCCAAUCUACUUGGUGCAGGAAGCUCAGAUGAUGUUAUUCCUUCGACAUCAAAUUAAUUUUUGUUAUCACAUAAUGUAUACUGAUAGUUUAAGUUUAUUAGUCAGGCAUAUAUUCAAACUAAAGAGCUUGAAGUGAAUAAAUGAUCAUUACUAGUUGAAAGAAACAAAACAAAUAAAAUGAAUGAAAAAUGAAA